GUUAGUUUCUAUUUUCUCUCUCUCUCUCUCACUAAAAAAAUCUCAUCAAGGCUGAUUCUCUCUCUAAAAAUUGAAUCGCCACCGCAGCUCUGCUAAUUUAAGUCGCCCAACUCAUACACUUCAACGCCGCUUUACACAGAGAAACAGAGGAGGAGGAGGAGAUCGGCGACCUUUUCUUUUUCUCUGUUUUUGUUUUCUGUUUACUUUUCUUCAAGUGCUGCCAUCGUCGUCGCCAUGGGUCAAGCUUUUCGCAAGCUCUUCGAUGCUUUCUUCGGGAACACUGAGAUGCGAGUUGUAAUGCUUGGACUAGAUGCCGCUGGUAAAACAACCAUCCUUUAUAAACUGCACAUUGGAGAAGUCUUGUCUACUGUUCCUACAAUAGGUUUUAAUGUGGAAAAAGUUCAGUACAAGAAUGUGAUGUUUACAGUUUGGGAUGUUGGUGGGCAAGAGAAACUAAGGCCAUUAUGGAGGCAUUACUUUAAUAAUACGGAUGGAUUGAUUUAUGUCGUUGACUCCUUGGACAGAGAGAGAAUUGGACGAGCCAAGGCAGAAUUUCAGGCCAUAAUCAGUGAUCCAUUUAUGCUCAACAGUGUCAUCUUAGUGUUCGCAAACAAACAGGAUAUGAAAGGAGCUAUGUCACCAAUGGAAGUAUGUGAAGGGCUAGGCCUGUUUGAUCUCAAGAACAGAAAAUGGCACAUACAGGGUACCUGCGCUCUCCGGGGUGAUGGCCUUUAUGAGGGCUUGGAUUGGCUAGCUAACACCCUCAAGGAGAUGAGAGCUGCUGGAUACUCUUCAGUGGGCACCUCAUCAUUCUAGUAGUUAAGGUUUACCUGGAAUUGUUGGGACUGUUCAAUUGAUAAGAGCUGGCCAGUUACGCUUCGAAACGUCCUGAACUGUAAUCAACUAGAAUCGGGGUUUUCCUUGUCUUGACUAUAAACAGAGGAUUCUAUUAGGUGCUUAAUCGUAGCCUUUGUGCUCUCGGACUUGUAACUAAAUCCAUUGUAUAUUGUGCAAAUCUCUAGCAAUUUGUAUGCUUCUGAUUCAAAGGUCCUUAGUAUUCUUUUCCUGA
Messenger RNA from Argentina anserina (silverweed cinquefoil), 1069 nucleotides. RefSeq lists its product as uncharacterized. Bases 235 to 816 code for a protein of 193 amino acids. The record is from RefSeq and is a predicted model, not a curated record. Gene Ontology annotation, biological process: intracellular protein transport; vesicle-mediated transport. NCBI's taxonomy places the organism in Eukaryota, Viridiplantae, Streptophyta, Magnoliopsida, Rosales, Rosaceae. The transcript is spliced from 7 exons. Gene Ontology annotation, molecular function: GTPase activity; GTP binding. Gene Ontology annotation, cellular component: cytoplasm.